This is a messenger RNA of Kalmanozyma brasiliensis GHG001, 1758 nucleotides long. RefSeq names its product Major facilitator superfamily. Gene Ontology annotation, biological process: transmembrane transport. NCBI's taxonomy places the organism in Eukaryota, Fungi, Basidiomycota, Ustilaginomycetes, Ustilaginales. Gene Ontology annotation, molecular function: transmembrane transporter activity. Bases 1 to 1758 code for a protein of 585 amino acids. The transcript has a single exon. The record is from RefSeq and is a predicted model, not a curated record.
AUGGCGGCCAACACGCACGACAGCGCCGCAGCUGCGCACCGUAGCUCCUCCGACGGCGAGUCCACCGUCGCCCAGACGCCCACCCGCGUCAACUCUGGCGGCAAAGACGAUGGCUCCCUCACCCAAGAGAAGGGCAACAACAACCACGAUGACUCUGCCCCCGCCGACGUCGAGGCGAUCCGCGAGAAGAACGACAUGGAGAAGACCAACGAGGAGAAGCAGCGCGAGGGCGAGCACGACCUUGAGCCUCGCGAGGAGGACGGCAAGAUCGUGCUCACAGAACGUGCUGGCUACCUCGCCACCGGCUACUCGUACCCUACAUGGAAAAAGUGGUCCAUCCUCUGCGUCAUCUUUGCCGUCCAGGUCUCGAUGAACUUCAACACCUCGGUCUACCCCAACGCGGUCAUGGGCGUUGCAGAGCACUACGGCGUUAGUGAGCAAGCGGCACGUGUGGGUCAGAUGAUCUUCCUCGUGGCGUAUGCGUUCGGAUGCGAGUUCUGGGCACCUUGGUCGGAGGAGAUCGGUCGAUGGCCGGUGCUGCAGAUCUCGCUGUUCCUUGUUAACAUCUGGCAGGUUCUCGCUGCCUUGGCGCCUAAUUAUGGCUCGUUGAUCGUGGCGCGUUUCUUCGGCGGUCUCUUCACCGCCGGUGGCUCGGUGACGCUCGGUAUGGUCGCAGACCUGUGGGAGCCGGAUGAGCAGCAGUUUGCUGUCGCCUUCGUCGUUCUUUCGUCCGUCGGCGGCACUUCGGUCGGUCCCUUCAUCGGCGGUUUCAUCCAAGCCUACCUGCCGCUCAAGUGGAACUUUUGGGUACAGCUCAUCUUUGGUGGUGCGGUACAACUCGCCCACUUUGUUCUCGUGCCGGAAACGCGCUCCACGAUCCUGCUCGACCGCGAGGCCAAGCGUCGACGCAAGAACGGCGAGCAAAACAUUUACGGUCCCAACGAGGUCCGUACCGACCGUUUCAGCAUCAAGGAGAUCGGCGCCUACUGGCUUCGACCGUUCGAGAUGUUCGUUCGCGAACCCAUCGUGCUCUUCCUCUCGCUGCUGUCCGGUUUCUCCGACAUGCUCAUCUUUAUCUUCCUCGAGUCGUUCCAGCUGGUGUACAAGCAGUGGGGAUUCAGCACGGUGCAGAUUGGUCUUGCGUUCAUCCCCAUCAACCUGGGCUACCUGCUAGGAUUCCUCAUCUUCAUGCCACGUUUUGUGUGGGAGCGCAAGAGGCGGGUUCGCGAUCCCGACGCGCUCAAGCCCGAAGCCCGCUUGUGGCUGUUGCUCUACCUCGCACCUCUCGAAGCAUUGGGUCUAUUUGGAUUCGCAUGGACCUCCUUGGGUCCUCCCAACGUGCACUGGAUCGCCCCCAUGAUCUUUUCCUGCAUGAUCGCCAUCGCCAACUACGCCAUCUACAUGGCCACCAUCGACUACAUGAUCGCCGCCUACGGUCCUUACUCGGCCUCGGCAACGGGCGGCAACGCUCUGGCGCGCGACUUCCUCGCCGGUAUCUCGGCCAUGUACGCCACCCCGCUCUACAACCGCCUCGGUCUGGAAUGGGCCUCGACGCUGUUGGCGUUCUUGGCCAUCAUUGUGGCGAUUCCGGUGUACAUCUUCUACUGGAAGGGCCCGGCGAUUCGUGAGCGCUCCAAGUUCGCUCAGAGUCUGGCGGAUGACAGGAAGAAGAACGGUGGACGGAGGACAGAUAAGGACGACAAGGCCGAGGCAGGGACCACGUGGAAGAAGGAGAAGAAGCAGGAGACACAGUCGUAG